This is a messenger RNA of Pseudomassariella vexata, 691 nucleotides long. RefSeq lists its product as uncharacterized. Lineage: Eukaryota; Fungi; Ascomycota; Sordariomycetes; Amphisphaeriales; Pseudomassariaceae. Gene Ontology annotation, cellular component: endoplasmic reticulum. Gene Ontology annotation, biological process: sphingoid catabolic process. Bases 33 to 608 code for a protein of 191 amino acids. The transcript is spliced from 2 exons. The record is from RefSeq and is a predicted model, not a curated record.
UCGGCCAAGCCAGUAUUGGUUCUUUGCCGGCAAUGGUUGACAUGUGGAACAAGUAUGGUGCUUACCACCACAACUCCGUCAAUAUAGGCAUACACAUGAUGUGUGUGCCAAUCAUCCUAUUCUCAAGCUUCGCCAUGGCCACAAACUCAGGCAUUUUGAUCCCGAUACCCAAGACUCUCACAAUCCCAUACCUCGAGUCCAACCUCGCCACCAUCGCCGCGUUGACAUGGGGUGGGUUAUACGUACUCCUUGAGCCAGUAGCAGGGACUCUGUUGGCCUUGCUAUGCCUGGCCGCGGCCGCUGGCGCUAACGCAGCACAUGCUGUGAACCCCGGCCUCACGACCAAAGUUGCCUUUGUCGUACACGUCGUUGCGUGGAUAUUUCAAUUCAUCGGCCACGGAAAAUUCGAGGGUCGAGCUCCCGCCUUACUGGACAACCUGGUCCAAGCCAUAUUCCUUGCGCCGCUGUUCGUCUGGCUAGAGCUGCUCUUCAAGUUCGGUUACCGACGGGAGCUCCAGGACCGAGUCGACAAGGCUGUUCAGAAAGAGAUUGCUAAGUUCAGGGCUCAAAAGGCCAAUGGUUCUCAGAAGAAUGGAAAGGCUCAAUGAAUAUCCGCCGAGAAACCUGCCAGGAGCGCGAGGGAAGUUAAGGAGGAUGGUGUUUGAGGAAGAUGGAUGGAUAUGCUCGCAUA